This is a messenger RNA of Poeciliopsis prolifica (blackstripe livebearer), 5473 nucleotides long. RefSeq names its product zinc finger protein 687b (gene znf687b). The coding region runs from base 99 to 4343 and encodes 1414 amino acids. The transcript has 10 exons. NCBI's taxonomy places the organism in Eukaryota, Metazoa, Chordata, Actinopteri, Cyprinodontiformes, Poeciliidae. The record is from RefSeq and is a predicted model, not a curated record.
GGCUCCGUCACCAACAGCACACCGUCAGAAGCGCAGCAUAUUCUGCUGAAAACGAGCUAGGAUAGUCGGGAAUCGCACAUCCAGGAGUGGAUCCCGUUAUGGGGGACAUGAAGACCCCAGAUUUUGAUGACCUAUUGGCAGCGUUUGAUAUCCCUGACAUCGAUGCCAAAGAGGCCAUACAGUCUGCGCCGGAUGAGGCCGAGGGCCCCCAUGGACCGGCCGGUGCGCCCCUGGGAAAGCAGGAAGGCGUGGUGGGUGUUGGGUCCUCCCUGAGGCCGCCCAGUCCCUCAGACCCCCAGGCGGACACUUCCAUCGUGAGCGUGAUCGUGAAGAACAAAGUCCGGCAUGAAGCUGUAGACGGCGGGGAUGGAGAUGCGGAGCAGCACCCCAUCGAUGUGAUCGCUGGGGCGGAUGCCGGUCCCCGACUCGGCGCCUGCGCCGAAUCUGAAGCGCUCAAUCACAACGGUUUUGGAGCUUCCGGUGUUUCCAUGCCUCUUUCCCUUGGGCAAAACCAGUCCAAUGGAGGGCCGUGGUCUGUGAACACUCCCAAAGCGUCCGCAGAAGCAGCCGGCGCCAGUACAGCCAAACCUCACAAGCAGGGCGGGAACAUUUUCAACAGACUCAAACCUCUGGUGGCGCAGGGGUCUGGAGAUCCGGUGGGUCGAGCCAGGAAAAUGCAGCUCCUCCAGCAGCAGCACCAGCAGCAGGACACGGGCCAAGAGAGGGCGGAUGCCGUCAAAGCCUCGCUUCCUUCAUCUUCCUCCGUGUCGGCCGGGUCGUCCUCUCCCGCCGGACUCGCCUUGCCGUUCUUUCCGCCGUCCAAGCCUCUGCUUUCAGCUCCUCCUUCUGCACCUUCAUCGCAGUCGCUACUCUCGUCUCAGCCUUUUAACGGUGCCCCUAAAGGCGGAGCUGGUGGAUUCCAGCACCAGGUGGAGGAAGACGAUUCCGACCCAGAUUUGGGGAGUCCUCUCAUAAUCCAGGAGAACCCAGACUCGCCGACUAUCGCGCAGAUGAGCAGGCGAUAUAAGUCUGAUUCUCUUUUGUCACAGCCUGCAUCGUCCGCCGCGUCCCAACCAAAACCUGGGGACACCCCUUCUGCGUCUGCUCCACAGUCCGGCUCAGUGGAGACUCCACAGGUGGAGGAGAGACAUCCAGAACAUGUAAUAGAGGAGAGAGAUUCACCUGAGAGCCCGGAGCCAGAGAUGCCAAAUUCAGCCGCUCAGGUCCCUGCAAAGCGGUGCUCCAGCCCCGCCGUGGCGUCCACUCCGCCUCCCCCUGAGCUGCGGGUGCCUAAAGAGGAAGAGGAAGAGAUGGAGGUGGGAAACGGCAUCGAUAAGGUCACGGAUGGCAAAUCGGACAAGGGAGAAAAUAUGGAGGUGGAUGAUGGAAAAGCUAAACCGUCUUCCACUGAUGGAGGAGAAACAGAAAGUGCUGCUCCUGCUCCCCCCGGAGCUCCAUCCCGGCCACUCAAAGUCAGGAUAAAAACCAUUAAAACCUCCACAGGUGGGAUUACCAGGACUGUGACCAGGGUGGCGUCAAAAGGCGGUGGAAAAGGCUUGGACCCAAAAGGUCAAACUGGGGAACACAGGCUUUUAUCAAACAAAACGCAAAAGGCAGACGUUUCCCCUGGCCUCAUGACAACGUCUUCCCAAAAAGUAAGUGCUCUGAAUGCUCUACCUGUUUCUACACUUGCAGCUAGCAGCGUCAUGCUCGCCGCUGCCACAAAGGUUCAAAACAAGAUGGCUUCUUCGGACAAGGCCAAGGUUUCGGCCACGGCUGUCAGCAUCACCAAGUCCGCCGCUCUGCCGGCGACGCCCGCGGUGGCUUCCUCCCCCAAGUUCUCUGUCGCUGCCAGCGGGAUAAGCGUUCGCACAGCCGCCAACAAAACAGCCAAUGGAGGCAGUGGCACAAUCUCGGGCAACGCCAUCCAGCCAAACAAGCCCGCCUCAAUAGUCAACAGCACUGGCGCCGUCAUCUCCCGCAGCCAGUCGAGUCUGGUGGAGGCUUUCAACAAAAUCCUAAACAGCAAAAACCUCCUGCCAAGCUACAAGCCCGACCUCUCUGCCCCUCCGCCACCCGAGUGGGGGCUCCCCGUGCCCGCCACGGGUUACCGCUGCCUUGAGUGUGGAGACGCAUUCGCUCUGGAGCGCAGCCUGGCACGGCACUACGACCGGCGGUCACUCCGCAUAGAGGUCACCUGCAACCACUGUGCCAAGAGGCUGGCCUUCUUCAACAAGUGCAGCCUGCUGCUGCACGCCAGGGAGCACAAGGAGCGUGGCCUGGUGAUGCAAUGCUCGCAUCUGGUCAUGAGGCCCGUCACUGUGGAGCAGAUGAUUGGCCAGCAGGAUAUAACGCCGAUUGGUGGCCUGCUCACUUCUUCGUCCUCUCCUCCAGUCUCCUCUCCCUCUGCCACAUCAGGGGGUGCUGCUGUCCCCGCUGGCUCUAGUCCCAUGAAGGACGCCUCGUCCCCAGCGGCAGCAGGUCCGAGUCGACCCGUCCGCCGUGCUCCUCAGGGGCCUCAGGCCUUGAUGCCGCUCCCCUGCAAGAAGGCUGAGGGGCUGCAGUACAACAACUUCAAGUGUCCAGAGUGUCAAACGCAAUUCUCCAGCAAGGCGGAGCUGGUCACUCACUUCCAGCAGAUCAGGGGUGCUCCCAGCUCGACCUGCAGCCAGUGCUCGCCUCCCAUGAUGCUCCCCAACUCAUGUGCCGUGUCCGCCCACCAGAGGAUCCACAAACACAAAGCGCCGCACGUUUGUCCUGAGUGUGGUGGGACGGCGCGCCAGGCCAGCUUCCAGACCCACCUGGAGGAGGCGUGUCUGCACUUCGCCAGGCGCAUCGGCUACAGGUGCUCAAGCUGCCAGGUUGUGUUUGGAGGCCUGAACUCCAUCAAGUCCCACAUUCAGACAGCUCACUGCGAGGUCUUCCACAAGUGCCCCAGCUGCCCCAUGGCUUUCAAGUCCUCCCCCAGCGCCCAGAACCACAUCAGCACCCAGCACCCAACACUAACUGGAGGACAGGCCAAGAUGAUCUACAAGUGUGUGAUGUGUGAUACGGUUUUUACCCAGAAGCCCCUGCUGUACAUGCACUUUGACACUCAUUUAGCCAAGCAGAAAGUGCAUGUGUUCAAGUGUCCCGACUGCACCAAGCUCUACGCCCAGAAGGGGUCCAUGAUGGAACACAUCAAGACGGCUCACAGAGGCCCAUCAGCCAAACCCGAGUCUCAGCCCGACGCCUCCAACUCCUCCUCAGCUCCCACCAACUCCUCCAGUCCUUCCGGCCUCAAGUCGAAGUCCUCCGCGAAGCCCGACACCUCGGACGGCGAGGACUGGGGGCGGGAACAGGAGGAGGAAGACGAGGAGGAGGACGACGACGACGAUGAAGGGGACGAGGACUACGAAGCCCCGGCGGGCCAGUCUUCUGGCAGCGCGGGGGUCGGCGGUCAUUCCAGCGCCGUGAGCGAGUGGACCUGCCCUCAGUGUCAGACCACCUUCACCGACAACGAAGACUACCUGAGUCACGUGAAGAUGGAGCACGGCAAGUUUCCCUGUCGUAUCUGCGGCGGGACGUUCAGCACUUCUUCCAGCCUGCGGCGUCACGAGCGAGUCAUUCAUGAGGGCAACAAAAGGAUCUUCCAUUGCCAGUUUUGCACAGAAGGCAAAAGAACAUUUGGUAGCCGGUUCUUGUUGGACAAACAUAUCCGACUCCAUCACAGAACAACAGACGGACAAGGUCCUCCUCUGACCAGGAAGCGAGCCGCUACAGGAGGAGACGGACCGGGCAGCUCCUCGGAGCUCGACGGCGAGGUCGGACCUCCUGCGAGCCGGGCAGCAGACGAGGAGGAGAGCGCCACAGAGGACGGCAGCGGCGGCGGCGUUGGCCCUGCAAAGAGAACCAGGGCGUCGGUGGCGUCCACGUCGUCGGCGCCUGGCGAGCUGGAGGACGAGGACAGCGUCUUCCGCUGCAUCCCCUGCGGCUUCUCCACGGAGGACGGCGCCGAGUUCCAGCGCCACAUCCCGCAGCACCGCGGCGACACCGCCGCCUUCCAGUGCCUGCAGUGCGGCGUCUGCUUCGCGUCGGCCGGCUCCCUCAGCAGGCACCGCUUCAUCACCCACCGGGUGCGAGACACGCAGAGCGACACGGAACGCGGCGCCCCGCGUGCCCCUGGCUCGCCGAGCGCCUCCCCCGGCGCCGCCUCGCCGCUGGCACACUUGGAGGACGGCGAUGGAAACCUGGGCUGCAAGGUGUGCGGGCGGCGCUUCGACAAGGCGACGGACCUCAACACGCACUUCAGGACCCACGGCAUGGCCUUCCUCACCGCACACAAGACGGACAAGCCCCAGUAGGGGGCGCAGCGCGGAGGCGGCUGCAGAACAUGAAUGUUGAUAAAACACCUUUUUUAGCUCACAGAAACAUUUUACUCUCUACGGCGCCUCCUCUAUGCGACUGUAGCUGCAUGUUUGAUCUUGUCACACCUGUGCUAGUCUCGUGAGAAGCUCUUCCUGGGUCAAAAGCCUUUGUACUGGACCCGAGUGAAGCUGGAGCUCCACCUUCAUAAAGUUGAAUGAAAUUGGUGUAAAAAGUUUGUGCUGCUAAGAUUUUUAAGAUAACGUUUCCAGAGGACCUCAAAGGUCAAUUUGCCCCCCUUUUAUUUACGAAAUAUGGUGUCAAUCAACCACUACAUUUGUGUUGCAAAGAAUUUCAUUUGUUCUAUUAUAAUUAAACAUUUUUUUAAAACGUUUCCAGAGAUCAAAAGUCAACAUUUACAAAAUCAAACAAAAUCUGGUGUUAAACUCUUUGUCUGUGGAGCAAACAAUGUUGUUUGUGCCGCCAUUUCCAGAUGUCAUCAGAGGUCACCUGAUUCCCCCACAUUUUAUUUUUGCCGUUAUAAUUUUCAAGGUUCAAAACAGAAAGUUACCAGAGGUCAAAAAGGUCAACCAGCCCCAGCCCAAAUAGUUACGAAAAAUAAAUCUGGUAUCAAUCAGUUGUGCUGUUUGUGCAGCAAGAAAUUCCGUGACAUCAUUUCAAUACAUUGUUUCCAGAGGUCAAAGGUCAACUGGCUCCCCCAACAUGUUCAAAAUCAAACAAAAUACGGCGUAACGUUUUGCUGCAGUUGUGCAGCAACAACUUUCAUUACAAUUUUUAAAAUAAAAUAGAAAAUAGUCGUUUCUAGAGGUCAAAGGUCAACCCACAUUAAGAAAAAACAGUUGAUUGACUCUUAAUUUGCUUAAUUAGACUUAAAUGUGGGGUAGUCGGUUGACCUUCGGUGACCUUUGGAGCAAGUUCAUAUCUCUGACAUAAUAGCAGCACAAGCGAAAACGUUUUCGCUGCACAAACCAAAGUUUCGUUUGGCUCUACGGAUGCGGGAGGCCGACUUCACUCAGGUUCUGUUUUCAUCAGCCGUUUUCGCCGGUCCUCCCAUUUCUUCCACUCUUCUUCACCGAAUGCGUCCACGCAUUUCGCCUGCACGCCAUGC